This is a messenger RNA of Octopus sinensis (East Asian common octopus), 5239 nucleotides long. Its product is annotated as metabotropic glutamate receptor 8-like. The transcript is spliced from 9 exons. The coding region runs from base 2485 to 5208 and encodes 907 amino acids. Gene Ontology annotation, biological process: G protein-coupled glutamate receptor signaling pathway; regulation of synaptic transmission, glutamatergic. Gene Ontology annotation, cellular component: membrane. The record is from RefSeq and is a predicted model, not a curated record. Gene Ontology annotation, molecular function: adenylate cyclase inhibiting G protein-coupled glutamate receptor activity. NCBI's taxonomy places the organism in Eukaryota, Metazoa, Mollusca, Cephalopoda, Octopoda, Octopodidae.
UAUAUAUAUAUAUAUAUAUUAUAUAUAUUAUAUUAUAUAUAUAUAUGAAACUAUAGUGUUUCUGGUUACACCAAGUCGGUAUUUGUAUAUAUCCCUGACUACACAAGUGUUCUGCUGGUCAUUAGACAUACUUACAAAACUCGGAGUAAUAAGAGUACUCACAGCACGGCAAAGAAUAAGUACUGAAAAAAUUUUCUACUUGCUUCAAAAUUAUAGUGUGCAUACAUACAUGCAUAUAUACAUACGUAUGUACACUUCUAUUUAUUGAGUAUACAACUAACUAACUGGAUGGGAAUCCAGCAAAAUAAAGUCGUAUAAAAAAAAAGCGUUGGUAGCUGAAAUAAUUACAAUAAUAUAUAUAACUAUAUAAGAAAAGUAUUGAAGUGAAAUAUUAAUGCAAAACCCUUAUCCUCAUAAUACAUGUAACAAGAAAUAACAAUUAAUGUUGAGAGAAAAAAACGCCCCCAGUAACAAUGUCAAGAAGAAUAUUGCGAUAGAAUUUUGACGAAGUAAAAGUUAACAAGACACAAGGAAACAUGGAAAAGGAAGGAAGAAAGGACGAAUGACAUAUUAUUACUGAAAGUUCUAUUGUUGUUACGUAUAUACAUAUACAUAUAUAUUUAUAUAUGUGUUCUUAUGUAGGUCUGUAUCACGUGCGCGACUGCAAGCACAAAUAUGCGAUGGAAAUACAAGGAAAAAAAGGAAAUGAUAGGAAUGUGAAAUUGACCAAACGGCACACUAAUCAGUCGUGACUACUGUAGAAACAUUUUUGAACUGGCAAAUAACAAAGAAUUCCGUGAAGAAGAAAGAUAAGAAAGAUAAACUUUCAGAAGCAAGGACGAAAGAGGAAAAAGGAAAACAAGUCUCAUUAAAUAAUUUAAGUGUAAUCUGUAAGAAAAAACUAUGUAGUCAAGAAUUGCUUCUUACACAACAUACAUUAUAAAUUCUUUUGGUAUGUGUCCGUGAACACAAAAUGAAAACGGUCAGGUUAUUCCUUUUUUAAUAGCUGUAAAUCUUACUCACUCAUAUACGCAAACACUUAUGUCUAUGCGUGUGUGUGUUUGAAUUUACAUUUGUGUGUGUAUAUACUCACAUUUACACACGUUCAUUUUAUAGACUUAAUAACAUAUGAUCAGUCCGAAUAUUUUGUUGCACAAAAUCUAUCCACUUAAAAGCUCCACUUGAAACACUCGUCGGGUGUUUUUCCCUCCAUCAUCCCUUUCCACUCCGUUUCUAUUUUUAAGCAAAGUCAUAUAUUCACGUUUAUCCGUAUCAUAGUCACAUACAAACUCACACACACAACGACAUACACAUUCAAAAAUACACUAAUAUACACAAGCUGAUACACACACAUAUUCAGGCAGUCAUAUACACUCUAAAAUUCAUUCACAAUGGGAAACGGAUAAACACACAUUCAUUUACUCAUCUUUAGAGUUUGUUUUAAGCACACAAACACACACACACACAUUGACAUACAUUCAGAGUAAUUAUUACAUAUAUACACAAACUCCACAUGUAAAACACACACAAGCACACAGAUGUACUUAUUCCGUAGACCAUUCAUAGACACUUUGCUCGUUCUACGAAACGAACCUUCGCAUUGGCAUACACUAAGCUUGCCAUUCAUAUUAUUAUACACCCAGUUCCACAUACAUCUAUAAAUACAUUGACACUCACACGCACAUACAUACACAAAGACACAGACACACAUGCAUUUAUGCUCACUACAGCAAGCACACAUCUCAACAUACCCCACCAAAUGAAUUUUUCAGGAAGAAGUUACCACUGGUACUCACACCACCAACAGCAUCCACAUCAUCAUCAUCACCAUCGUCACCAUUAUACUCAUCCUCACACAUAUCCACACCAUCAUCAUCAUCAUUAUCAUCAGCGUCAUCAUCCGCAAUAUCGUCACCAGUGUCUACAUCAUCAGCAUUUUCACACCCGUCCCAUCUCUCAACAUUAUUUUCACGGCCACCUCCAUCACCAAUCUCAUCGCCAUCCUACUCAGCCACGUCACCGUCCUCAUCUUCAUCAUUAUUACAGACACCAUCAUCAUUUUCAACACGAAUAUCUACAGAAAUAGCAACUGCAAUAACAACCACAACUACAAUUUUAUUUCCAAGAUCAAGACUAAAGAAAGAAUUAGAAUUGGUUGUAUAUCCAGAAUGGCGAUGAUAACAAAGCAAGAUAUAUCUAGAUAUUAAUGAAUUAACCUGUCUGUCUUUCUGUCCGUCUAUCUAUCUAUCUAUCUAUCUAUCUAUCUAUCUAUCUAUCUAUCUAUCUAUCUAUCUAUCUAUCUAUCUAUCUAUCUAUCUCUCUAUCUAUUUAUUUAUGUAGAUGGUUGUAGAUGGUUGAUAAGAAUAACUGCGAGAAGCAGUCUACUGCGUAUAUAUACGUAACAUUUAGAUGUUCAUAUAUAACUUCUGCAAACAAAAUAUAGCUGAUAUAUUAAUAUAAUUUAUUUGACUGUUAGAUCUAGCAAUGUUUGGUAUGCGAAGCACAACGGCUGUCUGCACGAUCGCUUCAGCGUCCAACUCGCCACAAUGCGCCUUUUAUGCAUUUCCUUUCUAUUCGUUCUUCUACUACUGCUAUUGCGGACUUCUAUUAGCAACACUGUCCUCAGUAACUUUGGGCGAUUCCGGCCAUUCCCGGUCCACUACUACUUCUUACGAAGGGGUCGGGGGUAGCAAAUAUGAAACUGAGAAGAAAAUUCGCAUCGACGGCCAGGUUGUGUUCGGUGGGCUGUUCCCGAUGCACGAAAAGGGACAAGAUGGCAAAUCUUGUGGCAGUAUAAAAAAAGAGAAAGGGAUCCAAAGAAUGGAAGCGAUGUUAUUCGCCGUGGACAGGAUUAACAAAGACAAUUAUUUGCUACCAAAUAUUUCAGUCGGUGUGCACAUUCUAGAUACAUGCAGCUUUGACACUUACGCGUUGGAGCAAUCGAUGGAUUUUAUCCGUGCAAGGAACUUAAACACAAUGGACUACACCUGUACUGACGGAAGCCCCCCAAAGUAUUCCCCAAAGACAUCAGUCGUGGGGGUUAUAGGGGCUGCCUCCAGCCUGGUCUCCAUUAUGGUAGCCAACAUUCUCAGAUUAUUUAAGAUUCCUCAAAUCAGUUACGCUUCCACGAGUAUCGAUCUCAGUGACAAAACUCGUUUCGACUAUUUUUCCCGAGUUGUCCCUCCUGAUUCCUAUCAAGCCCAAGCAAUGGUAGAUAUUGCAAAGCACUUUAAGUGGAACUAUGUCAGUACUCUAGCUGACGAGGGAAACUAUGGUGAACGUGGCAUCAGUGCUUUCGAAGAACGAGCUAAAACAUCAGGUGUCUGUAUUGCUCGAUCGUUAAAGAUUCCACGCAGUGUGAACGAAGAGAAGUUUGAUAAUUUGGUCAAAGACUUACUUGGUGUUGCAAAUUCCCGAGUGGUUGUGAUGUUUGUAAACGAAGACAACAGUCGUGGUAUUUUGCGAGCGUUGAAGAAAAGCAACAGAACAUCGGAAUUAUCGUUCUUGGCCAGUGAUAGUUGGGGUGCCAAGAUUCAUCCAGUAUUUGAACAAGAAAGUGUUGCAGAAAGUGCCGUGACAAUUCUUCCUAAAAGACAGAAAAUAGUGGAGUUCGAUGACUAUUUCUUGAACCUUCGUUUGAAAAACAACAAACGGAACGUAUGGUUUAAAGAAUACUGGGAAGCGAUGUUCAACUGUACAACAGAUGAGAAAUUAGCGUAUGCUGGCCACAAGCAAUGCAAAGGCGACGAAAGCCUUGACAGGGUCAGCUACCAACAGGAAGGAUUGGUGCAAUUUGUUAUUGAUUCCGUCUAUUCAUUGGCACAUGCUGUUGAAAAUAUGAUUAAAGAAAAAUGUAAUGGCCAAGUGAAAUUGUGCCGAGCCAGCCGCAAUUUACCCGGAGAAGAACUGUUACGUCAUAUCCGGAAUGUAACUUUUCAAGGUAUCGCUGAUGAAACAGUAGAAUUUAAUGAAAAAGGCGAUGGACCAGGUCGCUAUGAUGUUUACCAAUAUCAAAGAGAUGAUAUUGAAUAUAAAUAUAUUAGGAUUGGAGAAUGGACGGGCAGUCUCCGUUUAUUUGAAGACAAGAUUUCAUGGCGAAAUGGAUCUAAUGUUACUCCGACAUCGAUAUGUUCAGAGCCGUGUGGUCUUGGCUAUGCUAAAAGUGGCAGCGAUGCCUGCUGCUGGGUGUGUGUUCGCUGCAAUGACUACCAAAUUCUAGAGAACGUCAGCACCUGCAAAGACUGUCCAUUAGGCUUUCGCCCUGAUGCGAACAAAACUUCAUGCGUACGUCUACCAGUCCUCCAUCUUCAAUGGACAACAUUAUGGGCAAUUCUGCCUAUUACAUUCUCUGCUUUAGGAAUAGUUUCAACAAUUUUCGUUUUAGUUACAUUCAUAUUAUAUAGCAAAACGCCAGUAAUCAUGGCAUCAGGCCGAGAGCUGUGUUAUAUACUUUUUCUGGGUAUUUUCCUUUCAUACGGCACAUCAUUCGUGAUGCUUGCCAGGCCAUCGAUAGCAAUUUGCACUAUUAUGCGUUUAGGUCUUGGAUCCUCUCUAAGCCUCGUUUACGCCUCAAUGUUAACCAAAACCAACCGAAUUUACCGAAUUUUCAAUCGUGGUAUUCGAGCAGUUGUGAAAAGGCCAAGCUAUACAAGUCCAAGGUCACAAGUAAUUAUUUGUUUCUCCUUGGUCUCUGUUCAAGUAGUUGGAGCUUUUACAUGGAUUGGCUUCGAAAGACCAGAUAUUAUGUACGUCCUCCAAGGAAAAGACGCCUUAAUUUUAAAGUGCAAGACAAGUCAGAUAGCAAUAGUUAUCUCCCUUUUCUACAAUAUGUUCCUCAUUAUCUUAUGUACGGUAUAUGCUUUCAAAACACGAAAGAUCCCACAGAACUUCAACGAAGCUAAAUACAUAGCUUUUACCAUGUACAGCACAUGUAUAGUGUGGUUGGCAUUUAUACCUAUCUACUUCGGAGCUAACCAAGAUUUUAAGGAACUGGUUGGUUACGGGGACGCAAACUCACCAACAAAGAUGUCAAGCGGUAGCGGAGCCACACACACACACAUGCACACACACACACACACAUGCACACGCAUACACACACACGCACAUGCACAUGCACACACACGCAAAAUAAAGAUCGUGACGGUGCUGGAGCAAAUAUAUCAUGAUUCAAGGUCACUAAUACAAUACCUCAUAGAAGGUAAAAGCUGAUGAAGUCAGAACUGGUGAGACAGAAGACAGA